Messenger RNA from Fonsecaea erecta, 780 nucleotides. RefSeq lists its product as hypothetical. NCBI's taxonomy places the organism in Eukaryota, Fungi, Ascomycota, Eurotiomycetes, Chaetothyriales, Herpotrichiellaceae. Bases 1 to 780 code for a protein of 259 amino acids. The record is from RefSeq and is a predicted model, not a curated record. The transcript has 4 exons.
AUGGCUUCAUAUCUGAUCACUGGCGCCAAUCGUGGCCUUGGACUGUUGAUGGUCUCAUUCCUUGCUUCUAAACCAGCCUCAGAGGUCCGUCUCAUUAUCGCGGCGGCCCGAAAAUCCAGUACGGAGCUGGAUAAGCUUGUUGCGGACUCGAACUUGGCGUCGAAGCCUACCGUCAUUGCGCUAAAUCUCUCGGUCGCCCAGGACACGAGCGUAGGUGCCUUCGCAGACGAAGUGGCCAAGGUGCUGGGGUCAAGCGGACUGGACGUCUUGAUCAACAACGCUGGUGUAUUAUAUUAUUCGUCCGAUCCAAAAGCCCCGAUGGAGACCAUGGACAAUCUCUUCCAGCAUUGGGAGGUCAAUGUCAACGGUGUCCAUCUCGUUUCUAAGGCCCUUCUGCCUCUGCUCCGGCAGGGCUGGAAGAAGACAAUCGUCAAUGUGUCCUCAGCUAUGAGCUCAAUCACCCGAGCCCGGGAAUUUAUGUUCCAACCUUGUCCAGCCUAUAAAAUCACUAAAGCUGCGAUGAACAUGAUGACGGUGCAAUACGCCUCAUAUCUUGAGCCGGAAGGGUUUGUAGUGUUUAACAUCGAUCCUGGUUGGGCCAGAACCGAAAUGGGCUCGCAACAUGCCGACCUAGACCCUAAGGAGUCUGCUGAAUGUUUAAUCACCAAAGUCCUAUCUGCCACUAGCCAGGACAAUGGAAAGUUCUUCGAUGCAAACGUACCAUCGUGGGAGUACAAAGGGGGUCCUAAUCGGUACAACGGGCAAAUUAUCCCGUGGUGA